AUGGACAUGUUCUGCAUAGAGAUCCUCAACUGUCUCAAUUUGAAGAUAUACUACGAUGUCUACGUACGAGAUCCCGCCAACCUUUGGCCUCACCGCUACAUUCUACAGGACAUCGUACACGCAUUCAUGACCAUGGGCUUGUUUUUCCCAAACGUAGAGGUAACGUCCAUUUUACAAGAACACCUUGGAUCCAGGGAGGGACAUGCUUUCAGGAACAGCAAGAUCCUCGAUCCAGAAGCUCGUCGUCAAGUGAGACCAGACGCGUGUACAAGAACCAGUUGUGCUUAUCGGCCAAGGAAGUUCUGGGCUGGGUGGGAAAAUAAAGUCUAUACAGGAGAUGACCUGUACAUUGACAAAUUCCCAUUUGAUUGGAACAUGGCCAUCAGGCCCAUCAUCGCAAAGCUUUACCGAGCCGGCAUGAUUGGACCCGCGUGCGUCGAGCCUCGCCCAGAUGUGGUCCCUGGAUUCGCGACAGCAAACACGGAGCAGCACCGGCCAGAUAAGCUCGAUCUCUUCAUCACGUACAGCAACACGGACGAGUUUGUCCAAGGCAUGCCCCCAUCGUUCAUCGACUACCGAGACUGGCCAGAGCUGCUGCCGGCCGCAAAAAGGUUUGCAGCGAUCUGCAAGACGAUGACACCACGGUUUGCCCUACCUCGCCUCUGGUCAGCUCCCCAUUUCUACCCUCUCAUGAUGUUGCUGUCCAUGCGACAGGCCGUUUCAUUUUUAGAUCCUUACAGCGCCAAAGACAAAUUCAGUCAUGGCCAUUCUGAACUGGAUGACAAGACCUUGCGCCGGGACGAUCUGAUUUUGGUCAUGGGAGGCGAUGAGAAGGUCUUGCUCAAAUGGUGCACUGCUGUCACUUUUGCCAUGCAGACCAAACCGUGGCUGCGCGAAGUUGACCUGUGGAAGAGCUUCAUCAACAUGGACUUGGCGUUCUUGGAGAGCCUAGACUCACACUGGCUGGAAUGA
Molecule: messenger RNA, 972 nt
Organism: Podospora pseudopauciseta
Lineage: Eukaryota; Fungi; Ascomycota; Sordariomycetes; Sordariales; Podosporaceae
Exons: 3
Coding region: 1-972 (323 amino acids)
Source: RefSeq, a predicted model, not a curated record